Messenger RNA from Mustela lutreola (European mink), 4216 nucleotides. RefSeq names its product ras homolog family member Q (gene RHOQ). Gene Ontology annotation, biological process: cortical actin cytoskeleton organization; small GTPase-mediated signal transduction. The transcript is spliced from 5 exons. The record is from RefSeq and is a predicted model, not a curated record. Bases 460 to 1077 code for a protein of 205 amino acids. Lineage: Eukaryota; Metazoa; Chordata; Mammalia; Carnivora; Mustelidae. Gene Ontology annotation, molecular function: GTPase activity; GTP binding.
GGCCGGCUCUCCGGGUGGCGCUUGGGCCCGCCCUCCUCCGGGGCCCAGCCGGGAGGGGGCCCGGGCCGGCGCGGGGCGGGGAGAGCCGCCUGGCCCCUCCCCUCCGCUGCCCUCCCCAAAGUUGCUGUCUCCCCCGGGGCCGGCCAGUCUUAUGAUCCAGCGGAUCCUCCUGGGGAGGCCGGGCCGGGGAGAGGGCGCGGGCGCCGAGCGGUGGGUGCAGCGGGCGGGCGAGGCGACCGGGGCCCGGGCGGGGAUCCGGGCAGCGACCGAGGCGGCGGCAGCGCUCCGGGCCCGCCGCCCCCUCCCCUCGGGCGGGGGGAGCCGCUGCAUGGGGCCGGGGGGGCGGCCCUGCUGCGCGGAGCGGCGGCGGCGGCGGACCCCCCAGGCGGGCUGGGGCUGAGCCCGGGACCGGGGCGGGGGCUCCGGGGGGACCAUGCCCGGAGGCCGGCCGGCCGCAGCAUGGCUCACGGGCCCGGCGCUCUGAUGCUCAAGUGCGUGGUGGUCGGCGACGGGGCGGUGGGCAAGACGUGCCUACUCAUGAGCUAUGCCAACGACGCCUUCCCGGAGGAGUACGUGCCCACCGUCUUCGACCACUACGCAGUCAGCGUCACCGUAGGGGGCAAGCAGUAUCUCCUGGGACUCUAUGACACGGCCGGACAGGAAGACUAUGAUCGUCUGAGGCCUUUAUCUUACCCAAUGACUGAUGUCUUCCUUAUAUGCUUCUCUGUGGUAAAUCCAGCCUCAUUUCAAAAUGUGAAAGAGGAGUGGGUACCGGAACUUAAGGAAUAUGCACCAAAUGUACCCUUCUUAUUAAUAGGAACUCAGAUUGAUCUCCGAGAUGACCCCAAAACUUUAGCAAGACUGAAUGACAUGAAAGAAAAACCCAUUUGUGUGGAACAAGGACAGAAACUAGCAAAAGAGAUAGGAGCAUGCUGCUAUGUGGAAUGUUCGGCUUUAACCCAGAAGGGAUUGAAGACUGUUUUUGAUGAGGCUAUCAUAGCCAUUUUAACUCCAAAGAAACACACAGUAAAAAAAAGAAUAGGAUCAAGAUGUAUAAACUGUUGUUUGAUUACGUGAGAAACAUCUUCAGUGGCCAAGGAAACUGUCCAUUUCUCUUAAAAAGCAUAUGAAAUGCUACAACUAUACCCAGACCUCUUCUAAAUAAUGAAGCAGUUUAAAACUUGAAAGAAAAAAAAAAAAAACCUUAAGAAUGUUUCUUAAAGGUCCAAGAAGCAGCAAACAGCAUCUGAAGCCACAAUCUAUUAUAAAUACUUUAUUUCAACUAGAAGGUACAAUCUCUCAGGGGUUUCAUAGUUUAAAAAGCUACAAUCACACCAUGUUGUAACUACAUAAAAAAACAGUGCUGUAAAUGGAACUGCCUGGCUUAGACCAUAAACAUUUCUGCACAGUCUUUAUGGAAUCUGCACAAAGAAAUAUCUUCUCCCUUUGCUCCAAUUAAUUGUUCUUGUAUGUAAGUUGCUUUCUAUUCCAGUAUAUCCAGAGUGGUGAAAUCACAAGGCCAGCCACGUAGCCAAAGGUCGCUCCAAGCGUACAGGAGAUGGGCCAUACCUGAGGAGAGAAUGUAUGAGAUCAAAAAAGAAUAACUGUUUUAUUAUAACUUGAGCACAAGUGAACCUAAAUAUUUCUAUAUUAAAGCUUAAUGUGCUUUCUUACAGAAUGCCAAAAGUGUAAUAAGGUUAUAACUGCAUUUAUCAUGAACACUAAAAAUGUACACAUUCUAGUUAAUGUACAUUUGACUGUAACAAGGCUUCUGGCGACGGUAGACUUAGUUUGAUGCUCCCCAAACUGCAUGAGAUACAUCCUAAAAUUACAAAUUAAAAUUCUGGGUCAGACUUUGUCAUAAUCCUGGACUUGAUAUAGCUGUCUGAAGUAGUUGGCAAUUUUGUCUUUUAAUUUCUACCUUGGCUUAUGUAAUCAGAUGACAUGAGAUGUGUGUAUGCUGACCAAACUACAAGAAAACUUUAAAUAGUGCUAAAGAAAAGAGACCUAGAAUUUGAGCAUGUUAUAUGGAAUUUAUAACAAAGCAACUGCUUCCAUAAUAAUACUGAUGUUACCUUUCAGACACAGGUAUUGGAACAAGAGCAGAAGUUCUAGAACUACAACUUAAUGUACACACCUAAAAGUGUCAGUUAAAUGCAAUACUGGCUUCUAAAUACCCAUUUUGUCCAGCCAUAUUACAUUUUGCAAUAUUAGAUCAAGCAAGCCAGAAAUAAAUAAUGUUGAUUUCUUUCAUCCACAAGCAGUACGUGCUAGUCCCUAGGUGAAAGGCCCUGCUUUGAAAAAAAAAAUUUUUUUUUUGUUCACCUGUGAGGCUUAUUUGGUAUACUGGAGCCUUUUCUAAUCUUUCUCUGGGGACUCAGGCUGCAGAAUUGUGUUAGAGGUGAACCAUCUUAAUUACUCGUUCUAUAACCUAAUUAUGCUUCCUUGUUUGGUCUGCUAUGGAUCUGCCUUGUUCCAUAUGCCAUGCAACAGACAGUAGUGUUAGACAAAGUUUCAGUGUGAACAAAUUAAUGCAGUUCAGACAAGCAUAAUCUAACCCAUACAUUUUUCUCCAGCCUUUCCUCCACUUAAACUUGCUGUUGACUAAGCUAUGAGUUAUUUAUGUCUUUGGUGAGCUUCUGUUAAUUUCCAUGACUUGAGCUAAUAGCUGUGUCUAUUGCACAGAUUGGGUAAUGGAACACUAAACUUUUAUACUUGAAAAUGACAGCCUUAAAUGCUCUUAUCAGUCACAAAUCUAGGAUGUACUGUCUUGUCUGUAAGCUUUGUAGAGAUUUUUAAAAAUAGAAGCAUCAUCUUCCCCAUUGAAGAGUGAAGAGUCUACUGGGUAACUAGUCAGGAACUUUCUCUCUGAACUGGACAUCCAGUGGACAUCUUCCUUCUCCCAAAGUGACAGUUCAUAUUAAGUACCACGGCCUUAUGUGUGCUCAAACAGAAUCUUUAUGUAACUUUCUCAUUUAAUUUGGGUCGAUUAAUUAUUAACUAUUUUUAGAUACAACUGAAAGGAAUUGCAUAAAUCAGUAUAUUAACUAUGUUGACCAACACAUGGUAUAAAGGAAUUAAGACAGUAAAGUAUUAUACAUUUCCACCUCGCCUUUGGGGAUUUGAUGGGGAUUUUUUUUUUCUUCUUCAAAUUCACUUCUGAAACUUUUCAUACUUGGUUUACUAGCCAAUUAAAGUUAAAGUCUAGAAUUUGAUCUGCCCUACGAGAAGUGGACUAGGAAUCUGGGAACAAACUCUGGUGUCACUCGGUUUCCUGCCUGGGCCUCAGUUUCUUCAUCUAUAAUAAACAUGGGAGGUAGAAGAGGACCUCCAACAUCUCUCCCAUUUAUCAACUCUUAUGAUUCUCUUCUUUCUUAUUCACAAUAUUGUUGGACAUUACCUUUUCAGCUGCACAUUCUUAAGAUGGUAAAAAACCCUGUAUAUAGACUAUUCGAACUCUAAGCAAAGAUGAUUGUAUCAUCUGAACCUGAGGUGCCUUAGGUACUCUAUUGACCUUGAUGGGGUUUGGAGUUUCCCAUUGCUUAUUAAGAGCCUCUUUAUUGCUUUGAUUCCUUAGUAUUUCUUUUUGCACUCAAUCCUUCCUGCCACCCUAACUAAAAACCAAAGAUUUGUUUCCUAUUCAUGAGCAGAUUGUAGAAAAAUUGCCUUAUUUUCAGAAGCACAUCUUCAUUAAAGAUUUAAGUUUCAGCAGAAAUUGAGACUAAUCACUGGAACAACUCGUUCAAAGUAGUCAAGUAGUUGGGAAAUAAAAUACUUCGAAAAUAUUUUACUGACAUGAGUUUUGCUAGUCAAUGCAAAUAGUUGCUUGAAAUAAGGUCAUGUAUGAAUGAACUUAAAAGAAACGUAGUUAUAUUUUUCGCAUAUAAUCAGUUCUGAAGUUCUUAAAAAUAAUUUUAGGGGCUCCCUGAAAUCUCAUUUCUAAUACUUUGCUAACUUGUACCCUUGUUCUGUCUCUACAGAUACAUUUUAGGUUAGCCCAUGUUGAAUGAUCUUAUUUCUAAUAAGUAGAGCCUGAAUUAAUGGUUUUAUUGUGAAUUAGUUACUUUAGGCAUUGCUUCCAUUUGAUUUUUAAUUAUUACUCUUAAGUACCAAAUUAAAUACUGGUUUGUUGGUUGUUGUUUUUUAAGUGAUUGUUACUUAAACAGUGUCCCAUCUUAACACAUGGGGUUAUAAAUAAAAUAAUAUGCAUAGUUUA